UUUCAGUCUGAGGUAACGACUUCUAUAGUGAGCAUCUGUCAUUCUCAGUGUCGUAAUUUCGCUAGUUUGGUUAAGAAAUAUAAAAUCAUUGCAGUUUAGUUAGAUAUUUAUAAGUGCUUCGAAAUGGGUGGUCACGACAACUGGAACAACGGUCAAAAUGAGGAGCAAGAUGACUUUGCUCAGGACUCCAUCACCGAGCCGGAGCAUAUGCGCAAGCUGUUCAUCGGUGGCUUGGACUACCGCACCACCGACGAGAACCUGAAGGCUCACUUCGAGAAAUGGGGCAACAUCGUGGACGUGGUGGUCAUGAAGGAUCCGCGCACAAAGCGAUCCCGCGGAUUCGGGUUCAUCACCUAUUCCCACUCGAGCAUGAUUGAUGAGGCGCAAAAGUCGCGUCCCCACAAGAUCGACGGUCGAGUGGUGGAGCCCAAGCGCGCUGUUCCCCGCCAGGACAUCGAUUCCCCGAACGCCGGAGCCACCGUAAAGAAGCUCUUUGUUGGCGCCCUCAAGGACGACCAUGAUGAGCAGAGCAUCCGCGACUACUUCCAGAACUUCGGCAACAUCGUCGACAUCAACAUCGUCAUCGACAAGGAGACUGGCAAGAAGCGAGGAUUCGCCUUCGUCGAGUUCGACGACUACGAUCCCGUGGACAAAGUUGUGUUGCAAAAGCAGCAUCAGCUGAAUGGCAAAAUGGUGGACGUGAAGAAGGCCCUGCCCAAGCAGAAUGACCAACAGGGAGGUGGCGGAGGACGCGGUGGUCCGGGAGGUCGUGCCGGUGGACACCGCGGAAACAUGGGCGGUGGAAACUACGGCAACCAGAAUGGUGGCGGCAACUGGAACAACGGUGGCAACAACUGGGGCAACAACCGCGGGGGUAAUGACAACUGGGGCAACAACAACUUCGGUGGCGGUGGCGGCGGUGGUGGUGGUUAUGGCGGUGGCAACAACAGCUGGGGCAAUAACAAUCCGUGGGACAAUGGCAAUGGAGGCGGCAACUUUGGAGGCGGCGGCAAUAACUGGAACAAUGGUGGCAAUGAUUUUGGAGGCUACCAGCAGAACUAUGGCGGCGGUCCUCAGCGCGGUGGCGGCAACUUCAACAACAAUCGCAUGCAGCCCUACCAAGGAGGUGGUGGAUUCAAAGCAGGUGAUAAAGUAAAAAUCGCUCAGUAUAAUCCCAAAAUUCAAAGUCAAGUAAACGAUACGCAAUUCAAUGAUCAAUAUGAAGAAGUAUGAACGCACGUUCAUAGUCCUAAGAAGUUUUCCGAGCACCACAAACCAAACAUUACAGAUUGAUUGAUCAGGAUCAGUGCAGUGCAGUGAAGUCGUAAGAAGUUUGGUUCAGUCUUGGAUUAGAACAGAAAGAGAGAUCAGUACCAAGCAUACCAGACCAAUACAGAGUGCAGUGCAGUGCAGAGCAGUGUGUGAGCUAAACAGAAGAAACACAGCAAGUGGCAAUACACGUACACAGAAGGUGACCAGGAUUCCAUUCAAUUUGUCUUCGCAAGCGGUGAUAAAUUGAAUGUCAAGAGGCGCAUCGAAAACUAUCCAAUACCCACAGAAUUGUAAUCUAUAAUUUGCAACCCACAUGUAGCAAUCCACAUAAGUAACAUUGUAAUUAGAUCCACAAAGCCGACGGCAGGCCAAACAUUUGUAUUUCCACCACACAAGCAACCAACCAAUCAACUUAAAACAACCAGUCAUAAACGAAUCAGCUAUGUAAAUCUUCAAGGCGGCAGCCGAGAGAUAUGUUUCUUUGGUUGCAGACAGCUCUCUAGUCCAUCGGCUGCCGGCAACUUUUGAUAAUCAGAGCAGACAACACAAAAUAUAUAAAAACAUGUAUUACAUUUUACAACUUUACUAGGCUAAGUUCUCAUAGAAUUAAAUCGAGUAGAGCGUGCGGAGCGACUUCUGCAUCCAUCCGCACGCUACCCUAGACUAAAUAAUUUUACUAUUCAAGUUCUAAGCGAACCUGACCGUGUGUGGAGGAACCUAGAUACUUAGAUUUUUGAAUAAGUGUCGACAUGGAUAUAACCUCUUCCGCUGCUUAGAUGUAACCGAUCAACAAACAACCUUUAUUGUAAUUUAUACAUUUUAGCAAGCAGUCUGAGGAGUCAGCGCAAUUAUACUUAACAAAAUUUACAUUUUAAUGUAGCUAAAAAAUACAAGAUGCAAAAAAAAUACGCAUAUGUCCCGCAAUUGAUGUAAACUCUGACGAAAGAACAAAAAGUAUAUAGCAGCUAAGCCAAA
Messenger RNA from Drosophila mauritiana, 2247 nucleotides. RefSeq names its product heterogeneous nuclear ribonucleoprotein A1 (gene Hrb98DE). Gene Ontology annotation, molecular function: RNA binding. The transcript is spliced from 5 exons. The record is from RefSeq and is a predicted model, not a curated record. Bases 124 to 1233 code for a protein of 369 amino acids. NCBI's taxonomy places the organism in Eukaryota, Metazoa, Arthropoda, Insecta, Diptera, Drosophilidae.